UUAACUCUGUCUUUCAGUUGGAGAGGGUGUGUUUUUGUUGAGAAAUACAGUCGCUUUAACACUGCAGUGAGGGCGGCAGCGGAGAAAGCGAGAAGAACACGACUGGGAAAGAGAUGGCAGCGAUUCGGAAGAAGCUGGUGAUCGUGGGGGAUGGCGCCUGUGGGAAGACCUGCCUGCUGAUCGUUUUCAGUAAGGACCAGUUCCCGGAGGUGUACGUGCCCACAGUGUUCGAGAACUACAUCGCUGACAUCGAGGUGGAUGGCAAGCAGGUGGAGCUCGCUCUCUGGGAUACAGCAGGACAGGAGGACUAUGAUCGGCUCAGACCGCUCUCCUACCCCGACACCGAUGUCAUCCUCAUGUGCUUCUCCAUCGACAGCCCCGACAGUUUAGAGAAUAUCCCGGAGAAGUGGACCCCCGAGGUGAAGCACUUCUGCCCGAACGUGCCGAUCAUCCUGGUGGGGAACAAGAAAGACCUGAGGAACGACGAGCACACUCGGAGGGAUCUGGCCAAGAUGAAACAGGAGCCGGUGAAGCCCGAAGAGGGCCGGGACAUGGCUAACAGAAUCAGUGCCUUCGGGUACCUGGAGUGCUCGGCCAAGACGAAGGACGGAGUUCGAGAGGUGUUCGAGAUGGCCACUCGGGCUGCCCUGCAGGUCCGGAAACGAAGGAGGAGGCAGCCCUGUCUGCUGUUGUGAGAGGACUGCAGCAAGACCUGUCCAUGCUGUGUGUCUCUCUCUCUCUCUCAUGCACACAUUUCACGCCCCCAGAGAAACCAACAAGGCUGUAGCACAGGGUAGUACAGGUUCAUAAUUCUUCUUUCGGGGGCCCUAACAGUCAAUCCUUUUUAUUUCACCGGCACACCUUGCUACUUCUCGUACAAAAAUGCAAAAUAGAAAUACUAACAGUAAUAAUAAAUGCGUCUCUCUUGCAGAGUUUCAUCUCUCUCUCUGUCUCGGCCCCGUGGCACUGUAGUAGUUGGGGGAGGUGGUUUGUAUCCCGUUCUACAUGAAAUAAAAAAAGAUAUUUUUUUUUUUGCAUUCCAUCUUUUCAUCUUUCUCCACGCAGAACAACUUUCCAAAUGGAAGCUGUGCUGCUGGCAGUCCAGAUCUGUGGAGCCCUGUAUCCCCUCACACUGUAACAGGCGUGUAUUUGAUCUGUUUACAAUGAGUCUUCAUGUCAAAUACGUGCCUUUACUUUUGCACACAUCUCUAAACUUUCUUU
Polyodon spathula (Mississippi paddlefish) is the source of this 1221-nucleotide messenger RNA. Its product is annotated as rho-related GTP-binding protein RhoA-D. The coding region runs from base 114 to 695 and encodes 193 amino acids. Gene Ontology annotation, biological process: small GTPase-mediated signal transduction. The record is from RefSeq and is a predicted model, not a curated record. Gene Ontology annotation, molecular function: GTP binding; GTPase activity. The transcript has 5 exons. Gene Ontology annotation, cellular component: neuron projection. NCBI's taxonomy places the organism in Eukaryota, Metazoa, Chordata, Actinopteri, Acipenseriformes, Polyodontidae.